AUGGCUGGGCAGGGGGAGACCCUGCCUGGGGGCCGUGAGCAGACGUCCCCGGGGGUGACCCUCACCGACAGCCUCAUCGCCAUGAGGAACCUGCCUCGCGUGGUGGAGCCCCGGCACCCAGAGAGCCGAUCCAUGGAGCUGCUGUCCCCCUCGACCAUCCGCUUGGACCGGGAGAACAUCUGUGCUAUCGGGAGGCUCCAGAGCCUGCAGGAGAUUCACAGCCUCUACCUGCAGCAGAACCAAAUUGAGAAGAUUGAGAAUCUGGGCUGCUUUCCCAACCUGCGGUUCCUCUCCCUGGCUGGAAACCGCAUCCGCAGAGUGGAGAACUUGCAGACCCUGCGACACCUGCGUGUCCUGGACUUGUCCCACAACCAGAUACAGACGCUUGACCCAGAUGAGCUGCCCCGCAGCCUCCGUCUCCUCGACUUAACGGGAAACGAAUGCACCCACCAGGAUGGAUACAGAGAGCUGGUGGUGGGAGCCCUGCCCCACCUCCUGCAGCUGGACGCCCAGCAUGUCCGUGGCAGUGUGGGUGAGGAAAAGGAGGAAGGAGGCUCUUCCAGCAGUGAGGAUGAAGACGACGAGUCGCCCUCUGAGCAGAGCGGCCCUUUCACUGCAGGCAAAGGUGCCCAGACUGAAGCAGGACACGUUGCACGCUUGGGGGUUAAGCAGGCCGGUCCCUCUGUCCCCAAGGAUUUCUUCGCAGAUCUGCACCAGGAGCUGGCCGGGCGCUCGCGGCGGAGGCAGAGGGAGGCCCUGGAGGAACACCAGACCCGUCUGGAAGAGCUGGAGGAGCUGCAGGAGUGUCGGGGUCUGCUGCUGCCUCCUGCACAGCUGAGCCCAGGCCGGGAGGGAGCAGCCUGCAUCACGACCCCAGGACCCAGGCGGUCUCAGCCCCGUCCCCAAGCGAAACUGGGGACGUGGCUGCCACCCCUGCCGGGACCUGGUGGGCAGCACACCUGCCUGCAGCCCCAGCAAGCUCCUGGCAGGAGCCAGCCCCGGACUAAGGCUCUGGAGGAGGAGACUCGCACCAAAGGAGCAAAAAAUAGGCAGUUACCCCGAAUACCCCGCACCAGCAUGGCACCACAUGGUUGGGAUUAA
This is a messenger RNA of Haliaeetus leucocephalus (bald eagle), 1101 nucleotides long. RefSeq names its product leucine rich repeat containing 46 (gene LRRC46). The transcript has 8 exons. The record is from RefSeq and is a predicted model, not a curated record. Lineage: Eukaryota; Metazoa; Chordata; Aves; Accipitriformes; Accipitridae. Bases 1 to 1101 code for a protein of 366 amino acids. Gene Ontology annotation, molecular function: protein binding.